AUGCAACCUGUGCGUAGAGAUGUCAAAAUGAGUGAUUUAGACGUGGUUUCACCUGGUGGAGAGCUUGCAACUCAGCUAGCAACUGGAUUCAAUGGCACCACUUUUGCAUUUCCUAAUGCAUUAGACAUCGACCAAGCUAAUCAAAUUGUUUACUUCACAGAUGCUGGCGCAAUAUUUUUCUCCAGGAAUCUUUCCACGAUCAUCCAGAGCAAUGACACUUCAGGAAAGUUAUACAAAUAUGAUGCAAGAACUAAAACGUUGUCAUUGUUACUAAAUGGACUGUCUGGACCACUUGGAGUUGCUGUAAGCAAGUAUGGUGCAUACCUUCUGAUUGAUGAAUAUAUUGCAUCGAGAGUUCGAAGAUACUGGGUGAGUGGUCCAAAGGCUGGCUUCUCAGAAAUAUUGGUCAAUCUUCCAGGGAGCCCAGAUAACAUUAAAAGAACCAUUUCGGGGGAAUUUUUUGCAGCUGUGACCAUUUUAAAUCGGCAAACUUUUCAGACAACUUCGUCUGUUGGGCAAAGGAUCAAUGGCGAUUUGGGCAUUGUUUACAAAUAA
Coffea arabica (coffee) is the source of this 555-nucleotide messenger RNA. Lineage: Eukaryota; Viridiplantae; Streptophyta; Magnoliopsida; Gentianales; Rubiaceae. The record is from RefSeq and is a predicted model, not a curated record.